AUGGAAUCGUACGUGACCGGCAGUGUCAGAGGGACGUUAGGAUACAUGGCCCCCGAAGUGGCGAUCCUACUCUAUGAUCCCAGCGUGAAAAUCAGUGUCAAGGUCGACAUCUAUAGCUUGGGCGUGGUGAUGUGGGAAAUGGUGGAGAGGAAGAAAAUCAAACUUGAAGCGGCAUCCUUCUCAGGACAGGAGCCAUCCACGGACAUGGACGAAUCUUGGUCUCCAGGAAGCCGCUUCACGUUCACCAAUCCGUGCCCAGGUCCUUUGAAGGAUCUGAUCCUGAAGUGUGUGGAGAUGCAGCCCAAGGAACGGCCACAGGCUGGUGAGGUGUGCCAAGAGAUACAGAGGAUACAGAGGAUGUUCUCAGCAGGCCAGGAGGCCAAUACGUGA
Molecule: messenger RNA, 390 nt
Organism: Ostreobium quekettii
Lineage: Eukaryota; Viridiplantae; Chlorophyta; Ulvophyceae; Bryopsidales; Ostreobiaceae
Source: the annotation of a GenBank genome assembly